Molecule: messenger RNA, 2429 nt
Organism: Microdochium trichocladiopsis
Lineage: Eukaryota; Fungi; Ascomycota; Sordariomycetes; Xylariales; Microdochiaceae
Exons: 5
Coding region: 147-2429 (760 amino acids)
Biological process (GO): cleavage in ITS2 between 5.8S rRNA and LSU-rRNA of tricistronic rRNA transcript (SSU-rRNA, 5.8S rRNA, LSU-rRNA)
Cellular component (GO): nucleus
Molecular function (GO): polynucleotide 5'-hydroxyl-kinase activity
Source: RefSeq, a predicted model, not a curated record
GAAAUCUUUCGAUACUGUGCAAGCACGCAUGUCUUAUUCAUCCUGGACGUCAACGGCCUUGCCUCAUACCACGGCCGGCGUUGUAAGGUCUCAAUCCCCGGCAUCGGAACGCUGGAGGCUGUUGGACGGGGUAUGAUGUCGUUGAAAUGAGUGCAUUCGCUCUCCGCAAGAGGCUUCUAGAAAGCCAAGACGAGUCCUCUUCGCCAGGGACCAGCCCCAGUCCUGUAGUGUCUGCCAUAAAUGACACAAACCCACCUCAAGCAGCCAGAAGCCCCCGGAAAACAGGCUCGAGGCAGAAAAGAGCUCGCAAGGAUGGCCAGCAAGGCCAAGUGCAGGAGGCAGCGCUACAGCUUGUCCCGCCACUGGGUAGCACCAUUUCUGUCGUAAACCAGACGCAGCCACUUGGACAGGAUGACCUGGACGGAGUCAAUACUCCUCCGUUGGAAACUGUACCAACCGUGCAGGAACCGGCACAGCCAGCAACCAUAUUGUCAACUUACAGUCCCUCCAAGGCAAAUUACCGAAGGCACAAAGACGGCACAACAGUAAUCACAUUUUGUGAGGGUGAGCGCCUUGUCAUCCUUGGCAAUUACGGCAUUCGCCUGAGGUCUGGCAGAAUCACAAUAAAUGGUGCUGCUCUUGGCCCUGAGUCCAGUAUUGCAUGGGUUGACGCGCCUCAGUGCUAUGCUCUACCAGUGAUGAGGGCAGUGGAUGACGCUGUUGUUGAACUUCAUUCCCACCUCGCGAACAAGCCUGUUCGUCACCUGGCCUCAAUCUCACCAAUGUUUCGCGGUUUGUGGCUGGACGAUGCUGGGUCAACCUUCAAGAUCGUCAAAACCUCCUCGGAUGGCCCGAAACGAACUCUGUUACAAGAUUUGGUUUCUCCGCCAGAAUGGAACCGCGAGAUCGCCAGGAUCUCGAAAGCGGCGAGUCCUGAUCGCAGUACGAUCAUGGUUACUGGACCCAAAUCUUCGGGUAAAUCGACAUUCGGCAAGAUGCUUGCCAAUCGCAUCAUCUCGGAAAUGAGUCUAGGGAGGUCAGGAUUCAGAUCCAGAACAGGCCUAGCGAUCUUGGAUCUUGACCCAGGACAGCCAGAAUAUGGAGGUCCUGGUCAAAUUAGCCUCGUACACAUCCAGGGACCAGUUCUGGGACCUUCCUUCACUAGGCCGAUCCCGUUGCAAGCCAUUCAGACCAUCAGAGCCCACACUCUGGCCUCUAUAUCUCCGGCUUCGGAUCCGGAACUAUAUCUGGAAGCCGCCAAUGACCUCUACACGCACUACCGGAACACUCUCGGCUCUUCAUCUUUGAUCAUCAAUACGCCAGGCUGGAUACAGGGCACUGGCCUGGACCUUCUGGUAUCUCUCAUCGGUGACCUCCGCCCCAGCGAGGUUGUGUACAUGUCGCAGACAGGGCCAUCUGACACAGUCGAAGGUCUGUCCAUAGCAUGCAAAAACGUAACCUUCACAAUGUUGCCGUCAAGCACAACAUCGCUGGCCGCAAGAUCAGCCGCCCAGCUGCGCUCAAUGCAGCUCAUGUCCUACUUCCACGUUGAGCACAAUGGAGACAAUAAGGCAUUGAACAAAGCGUCAAAUAGCCCUGGCACUAAAGCGCCGUAUUGCUGGAUCUCUACGCCAUUGACUCAUGUGCCUCCUUGGGAAGUGGGCUACGGACCACAAGAAGGCAGUGGCAUAGCCGGCAUCAUAUGCUACGAUUAUCAAGCACCACCAGCGCUUCUUGCUGACGCGAUCAACGGCAACAUCCUCGCCAUUGUCGAAGUCGAGGACGUUCGAGCUUUUCGCGAAAUCACCGCCACGGAGGAUGAUUCCUUGACGUCCGGGAACGUUGAAACUAACAAUGUCCCCGCAAGCGAAAUGGACAUUGACCCACCAUCCACAUCUUCACCCCUACAAACUCUGAUCAAAUCCCUCGUAUACCCAACACCAGAAGGUCUCCCGCUUCUCGACACACGCGGAGCAACUUUGGAUCCGCAGUACUCGCGCUUCAUUGGCCUCGCACUAGUCCGAGGUAUCGACAAGGCCAGCCAGACCCUGCAGCUCAUCACGCCCGUUUCUAGCAGUGAGUUGGACCGUGCCUUCACUGCUGAGGAGGGACACAAGCUCGUGCUGGUGAGUGGCAAAUUUGACACACCGUCCUGGGCAUACACGGAGGACUUCUACCACCACGCUGCCGCGCAGAGGCGUGACACAGGCGGUAAAGCUACAGCAGGCGCUACUACUAGCAAUGUUGCAAGUGGCGAUGAUUCAGAUGAACAUGGCGAUCAGGGGUCUGAUGAGGAGCUGGAGGACACCGUCACCCCUACGAACACGCCGUGGAUCGAGGAACUCAAGGGCAGUCAGAAGCGUGGUAUCGCGUCUAAAGUCUGGCGGGUCAGACGUGAUCUCGGCCGCUCGAAUAAUGCUGGCGACUGA